Molecule: messenger RNA, 2367 nt
Organism: Adineta steineri
Lineage: Eukaryota; Metazoa; Rotifera; Eurotatoria; Adinetida; Adinetidae
Source: the annotation of a GenBank genome assembly
AUGAUAUUUAAUAUUAAUGAACUCGCAUCUGAACUUGAUAUUUUACCAAUAUCAAACGAUAUACUUCGUCAAAUUACAUACAUUUUAAAUGAACAAACUUCUGAAUCAUUAUCAUCAUUUAUCUCUCAAUCAUUUCAAUCGUUAUUAAACAUCGAAUAUUGGGCAUGGCGAAUACUUAGUAAAGAUUAUCGAGAAUGGACUAAUGAAUCCAAUUAUUAUGAUUUAUUUCAAGCACUUACAUCAUUUAAUACAAAAUUAGCUAUUAAUGAUAAUAAUAUUACAAUUGAAACGAAAGGAAUUCUUCUUAUUCCUCAUUCUAUUGAAUGGAUCGAUGGUAUAUUUGAUCAAAUUGAUGGAAGUGACGAUACAUUCCUAAGUAUAAUCAGUCUUUGGUUCAUUACACUCUCACAUUUUGUACAUGAAUAUUCUCAAUUUGUAUCUUCACCUGUUAUUGCUCAUAUUAAUUAUCGAAUAGCUCGUAAUAUCUUAAUGACUGACCAGUAUAAAAUCUAUUUAAACCAACUACGAGAACCACAUCCUUCACAAUCAAUAUUUACUAUUAAACAAUUAUUCUAUCUCAGAACAUGUUCACUUUCAUUAUCAGCUUAUCUUUCACCUAUACCACAAAAAUUUAUCUAUACCGGUGAACAAAUUAUUAAAUAUCUUGCUGAUGAUUAUAUUCAAAUUAUUCUUGUUCAUAGUUAUACAGUUAAAUCAUGGAGUCAAGAAUUACUUUCUUGUAUUGCUUCAUUAAUAAGUCUUAUAUCAACAUGUUGUUGGUGGGGUGGCGAAGAAGCACAUCAUAUAAAUAUGAUUGUAUCAAAUGAUUUAACAUUAUAUGAUCAUAUACCAGCAUUAAUACGUAUUAUUAGUUAUAAACCAUUUCAUGAGUGUAUUGAUGGUCAAUGGCCAAAUAUGGAAACAAUUCUUAUUGAUUCUAUAAUCGGAUUAUUACGCGGUGCAGUUAAUACAGAAAAAUUAAGUUGUUUUAUUCGUAUGACAACAUCAUUACCUGAUAUACUUACAUCUUUAGUUCAAACAGCACCUUAUGAUCGAAUAGUUUUAUGUGCACAUGGUUUAUUAACUGAAAUAUUAACUGAUGAACAAUUAAAAGAAUUAAAGAUUGUUAAAAAUAUAAAACGUUCAUGUGUUGAUAUACUUGAACAAGCUUGGAGUGAUCCAUCACAAAAAUAUCUACAUAUACCGUUAUUACAUAUACUUCGAGGUUUAGCUAAUCUAUCAAAAAAUGAUCUUGUUCAAGAAAAUAUAUCAAAACUUAAUAAAAUGCCAUUAUUAAUUGAAAUGUUAGAUAGAUAUCCAAUUGUUUACGAUAUACUUUGGGGUCUUUCAUUUAAUUCAUCUAUACAAGAACAACUCCGUUCAAAUCAUUCAUUUAUGAUCAAAUUAACUGAUGUUGAAAAAAAUUAUUCAAAUGAAAAAAUACGUAAAAUUGCACAUGGAAUACUUUGGAAUUUAAAUUCCUAUCAUGAUGAACAAAUAGCGUCAUCAUCAGAAAUAUUUGAUGGUACAAUAUUUGAUAUAAUGAUUAGUUAUUCACAUCAAGAUAAAGAUAUAUGUAAACAAUUAUAUGAUGAACUUGUUCGAAAUGGUUAUAAAGUAUGGAUUGAUUUUGAUCAAAUACAUGGAAAUAUUAUGGAUGCUAUGGCACAAGCUAUUGAACAUUCACGUACAAUUCUUAUUUGUAUGAGUGAACAAUAUCGACGAAGUAAUUAUUGUCGUGCUGAAGCUGAAUAUGCAUUUCAACGUCAAUUGAAAAUAAUACCCGUACUUUUACAAGAACAUUAUAAACCUGAUGGUUGGCUUUUAUUUUUAAUUGGUCAAGCACUUUAUGUAGAUUUUACAAAAUAUGAAUAUUCAACUGCAACAGAAAUGUUAAUUAAAGAAGUUCAAGCUUCACGUAUUCAAACUUUUCAUAAAAUAGAAGUUCGUUCAGAUCAAAAUAUGUUAUCAGUUCCUGCACGAAAUUUACCUAUCGUCGAACACUUAUCCAAAACAAAAGUACGCCCAGAAAAUAUUCAAAAUUGGACAGUAGAACAUGUGAACAGUUGGUUGAAAGAAAAUAAUCUUUUUGAAAUGUCACAACUUUUAUCGGAUGUUGAUGGACCAACACUGAUCUAUUUUAGUGAAUAUUUAACAAAAGGAGAUACACAACAAAUAUUAGCUUCAUUACAACAAGAUUCAUUACAACGAACUAAUCGUCAUCUAUCAUUUAUUGAAUUAGCUCAUUUUCGUAAUCUUAUUAGACAACAUGGAAUUUCAUCAUCGACAAAUAUUAAAUCGUUGAGUAAAAUGAACGAUCGAUGGAGACAACGACAAAGAUUAAUAAAUCGAUGUCAUGUAAUGUAG